This is a messenger RNA of Medioppia subpectinata, 390 nucleotides long. Lineage: Eukaryota; Metazoa; Arthropoda; Arachnida; Sarcoptiformes; Oppiidae. The record is from the annotation of a GenBank genome assembly.
AGAGAACCGAUCCGUAUUCUCGUCAAGAAGGAAGAGCUCACUCUCGAGGGAAUCAAACAGUUCUUCGUUCUGAUAGAUCGCGAGGAAUGGAAAUUCGAUACGUUAUGCGAUUUGUAUGAAACGCUGACUAUAACACAAGCCGUCAUAUUCUGCAAUACGCGUAGGAAAGUGGACUGGCUCACCGAGAAGAUGCAACAACGCGACUUCACUGUUUCACACAUGCACGGAGAUAUGGAGCAAAAGCAACGCGAAGUAAUUAUGCGUGAAUUCCGUUCGGGUUCGAGCCGUGUGUUGAUCACUACCGAUCUGCUCGCCCGAGGCAUUGACGUACAACAGGUCUCUCUCGUUAUUAAUUAUGAUUUGCCCACAAAUCGGGAGAAUUAUAUCCAU